Messenger RNA from Alternaria alternata, 2188 nucleotides. RefSeq lists its product as hypothetical. Bases 1 to 2034 code for a protein of 677 amino acids. The record is from RefSeq and is a predicted model, not a curated record. NCBI's taxonomy places the organism in Eukaryota, Fungi, Ascomycota, Dothideomycetes, Pleosporales, Pleosporaceae. The transcript has a single exon.
AUGGCUGAUAAGACCCCACUAGUAGCAGCAUUGCAGACUGAGCCUUCAACAACCCUUAAAUCCGGGUUACCAGUAUAUACAUACAUUUAUCGUCGCUCCUACACAUGUGGCCACGCUCCUGAACUCAUCAAGGUUUCAAAAUUGGCUAAUCAGCAAGGAGUAGUACAAACGAUCUUAAGACCAGAGCAGGUCGAGAAGGAGGGUGAAGUCCUCAGGUGGUUGAAGUUUAGGUUAGGGCGGUGCUGGGCGUGUGCAAUCAGGUUGCGCGAACACCACGAAAGCAUGCAAGAGAACGGGAAGGGGGGAGGUAUGAGGCCGGUAGCUGCUUAUCAGGGAGAGGGAAUACGUCUCGAUUGGGCGUUCCUCAGGGAAGCCAGGUCAGGCUUUGAGGCGGCGCUGAAGCAACUAGACCGCGUCAGCUGUUGUGGAGGAGAAGGGCAAGAAGAAGAAUGGCCAUUGACGAGGGAGGUGGUUGGUGGCGACGACGAUUCUAUCCGGGUGGUGAAUUUUCUAGAUGGGCGCCUCAAGGUAGACUCGCCAGCGUCUUCACCUUCACCAUUUUCUCACGAUUCCAACGACCCAUGGUCUCUUCGAGGAGGCGACGACGACGCCAGUGGCGGUUACGGCAUAGCGGACUGCUCACCCUGUGCCGAAGGAAUUCAUCGUCAGCGAAAGGACAGUGCUUCCGAAGUCCGUCAGAAUGCAGAGCCGAGUUGCAGCAAAGGCGUGCAUACACUAAGGCUAGCAGAAGGAAGAAAAGAAUACCUCCAAGGCGUUUAUCUCGAGGCUCCGCGCACACCAAUAGCGUUCACUUUGGGACCACGCAGCGAUCUAGACUGCAUCAGCUUCUUGUAUCUGCUGCGCAACAACAAGCUAAGCUUCGACGACAUUGCGGAGCUCGUAUCACGAUAUUCGCUUGACAAUAGCGACCCCAUUCUGAACGAUAUUGCGCAACAAAGCCUCUCGGUUGACCACCAGUCGAACAUACGUGAUAGUACUUUGGAGUCGUCCACAGGUCAACCGGGAGUUGUCGAGUGGGAUUGUUCUUCUGAUCAGGUAGACAGCCAGGCGUCAACAUUGAGAAGUGAUAACAGUCGUUGCACAAUUGGAGACCCAAGCUGCGGAGAAGAAGACCAGAACUUGAACGACAGGGAGCCAUGUUAUCAUGAGCCAGCUCAGGCGCAGAAUGCUGAGGGACAAGGAAAGACUGGCAAAGUCGAAGGGCAAGCCGUCAGCAUGGAGAACGCUGGGGACUUGGGUCAGUCUCAUCAUGACGGCUACAGCGACGAGCCGAGUGCAGCCCAGUCAUGCUUCUCUUCCGAUUCAUCGGUUGAUUCCAUCGAAUUCUCAAAACCAGGAGUCGAUGUUACAGCCAACAGAACAAAGCCAACUGCACUAUCCUGGUGGAAGCCCAGAAAGAAGUACCACGGAAUCCAUGAAGCCACCAGGGCUGCAAGCAUUCCAGAUUUCCAAGAGUAUCCAGUAGGGCUCUGGAAAAGGAUAAGCAAAAAGACGUCAGACCGCAUGCUUAAUAAGAAUACAGAGGGUGAGACGGACCGGAAGCUGCAAGCAAAAUUGUCCAAGAUGGAAGAAUCGUCUAUGCGGGCUUCUCGCAUGAGAGAGGGUUCUGCCCACCGUGGCAGCCACUGUCCUCAGACACACAAAAAGCAGACCACUCCCCCAAUUGUCCAGUCAGAUGUCUCUACCUCGCCCCACAUGCUCAGCGCCAUGAGAACCCUCAAAAGCCCUCGCGCAAGCCAGAGUAUGACGAGCAACACCACCAAGUCCCAAAGAGGUAACCACAACAGCCCUGCUUGCAUUAGCAAAUCAAGAUGUUCCAUCAGCACCCACUUCACCAGAGGUGUCACCCCGCAUGGUAUCCACCCUGUGCACCGGCCCUACAGACCUAGUCCUUUGAAGCACUUCACUCGAGUCACACUGUUAGAUGUGAACAAAGGACUUCCGCCUCUUCCACCUGAAGCGCGGCGACUCGCACACCAGGCAUCGAAGGGGAUUGCAUCCGAAAAGCGAUAAAUGAGUAUAUAGAUGAAACGAUAGGAGUAUUGGAUGUUGACCUUGAUAGAAUCGCUCUUCGGUCAAGCUCCUCGUUCCGUGUUCUUGCUUUCUUGUGGUGAACUACGUUUUCUUGACCUCGGCGAUAUCGGAAAUCGUAGCUCGUGGCUCGGAU